GCGUGUGUUGACUGCAUAGCAGCUGUGUGGAAAUUGGAAACUUUUCUUCAUAUUAAAAUAAUCUCUUGUUUCUUUGCUGUGUCGCACUCUUCGAUUAACAAUGUCAGGUAAUUUACUAUUGACACUGUUGGGGUUAUGCUUCUUGCUCAGCUGCAAUGCUCAAAAUCAGAGAAAUAUAACCCUGGGAUCCAGCCUCACAGCAGGAUCCAAUUCCUCUUGGCUCUCACCCUCUGGCGAUUUCGCCUUCGGCUUCUAUUCUCUCACAAAUGGCCUCUUCCUUGUUGGGAUAUGGUUUGCUAAUAUACCCAAUAAAACACUACUUUGGUCUGCAAAUCGGGAUCUUCCACUGCCAACAGGAUCGAUCGUCGCUCUGUCAGAGGACGGCAGAUUUUUGUUUACACACACCAAUGGAACCAUAUUUACUAUACACGAUGGUGAUGCCAGUUCAGGCUCCAUGCAAGAUGACGGCAAUUUCGUCUUGAUGAAUUCAGGUUCAGAAUUGAUUUGGCAGAGCUUUGAUCAUCCAACAGACACAAUUCUACCAGGCCAAAAACUCAACGAGGGUCAGUUCUUGUUUUCCAAUGCCAACGGAACAGUGGAUUUCUCAACCGGAAGAUUCAGGCUGGCGAUGCAACCCGAUGGAAAUCUGGUGCUUUCAGCUUUCCGAUUAGGCGGUCCAGGUUAUUGGUUCACUGGAGCUUUUGGAAACUCCAGUUUGGUCUUCAACGAGAGCAGUGCAUUAAUGUAUAUCGCUAAUGAAACUGCGAUUUUUUACCAGAUGACGAAAGAGAGCGAUUUACCGACUUCAAUCAGUAGCUCUUACCACAGAGCAACCAUAGAUGAUGGUGGAAAUUUUCAGCAAUAUAUCCAUCCCAAAGUUCACGGAAGCCGAUGGAUAAGUGUGUGGAGAGCAAUCACCCAGCCAUGCACUGUGAACGGCGUAUGCGGUGUGUAUGGAUACUGCACAACCGAUAACAAUCAAACACAAACAGUAACUUGUAGCUGCCUUAGUGGUUAUUCUCUCUUGGACCCAGAUAUCCCCUCCAAAGGUUGCUUUCCUGACAUCCCACCGGAACAGUGCAGCAACAACACUCGGUCGCAGGUGACGUACAAAAUUGAUCAGUUUGAAGACGCUGAUAUUCCAAAUAAUUUUGAGGCAGAUUUGGCAGAGAUAAGAGAUAUAGACCUUGCCAAUUGUACCAAGGCAGUUCAGGAUGAUUGCUACUGCACGGCUGCUACAUUCAAUGCAACUGAAUCUGUUUGUCGCAAGAAAAGGAUUCCUUUCUUUACUGCGAGGAAGAGCAACCCUGCUACUAAUGGGAUGAUAACCCUCAUCAAGGUUCCUGUUGGGACUAAUAAUGUUCCAGAGGACGGAGAAAACGAUUCACGUACUGUUAUUAUAGUUUGCCUUUCAGUAACCAGCGUGCUCGUCCUGUUCUUCGCAGCGUUUGCGCUCUACUACCACCCUAUAACCAAAAGAUUCAGAUCGAGAAAACCUCUAACCGUUGCAUACGCAUCAGAUUUUAACUUGAGAGCAUUUACGUUCCAGGAGCUACAUGAAGCGACAGAUGGGUUCAGUAACAGGAUUGGGAAAGGAUCUUUUGGCACUGUUUACAGUGGGAGUGUUGGUUUCGAGGAUAAACAAAUUGAUAUCGCAGUAAAGCAGUUGGACAACGUGAUUGAACAGGGUGAGAAGGAAUUUUUGACAGAAGUGAAGGUAAUUGGCCAAACCCAUCACAAGCAUUUGGUUAAGCUAGUGGGCUUCUGCAACGAGAAAAGCCAUCGGCUUCUGGUUUAUGAGUUGAUGAAAAAUGGGUCAUUAUCUGGUUUCUUAUUUCGAGAAGAAGAGAAACCAAGCUGGAAUCAAAGAGCAACCAUAGUGCUUCAAAUUGCGAGGGGUUUAUUAUAUUUGCACGAGGAAUGUGAGACUCAAAUUAUCCACUGCGACAUUAAGCCACAAAAUGUGCUACUUGAUGAACAUUACACACCCAAAAUUGCAGACUUUGGCCUAGCAAAGCUACUAAUGAAGGAUCAAACAAGAACAAGCACCAACGUGAGGGGAACAAUGGGUUACAUGGCGCCAGAAUGGCUGAAGCAUGCGCCAAUAACAGCGAAAGUAGAUGUUUACAGUUAUGGAGUGAUGCUGCUGGAAAUAAUUUGCUGCCGAAGGCACAUAGAGCUGAAUAGAGUCGAAGAAGAGACAGAAGAGGAUGACUUAGUGUUAACAGAUUGGGUGCUGAAUUGUGUUAGAACUGGGAGGCUAAACGUGGUGAUUAAUAAUGAGGCAGAAGUAAUGGAAGAUUUCAAAAGGUUUGAGAGAAUGGCAAUGGUAGGAUUAUGGUGUGUUCAUCCUGACCCUAUCCUCCGACCAACCAUGAAGAAGGUGACACAAAUGUUGGAAGGCACAGCAGAAGUAGGAGUUCCACCACUUGCUCAUGCUCUGUCAAUAUCUUACAAAUAAAGAAUAACAAAACUACAGCUUAAUGUCCAUGAGAAUUUUUCCAGAACCUCUCAACCUUUGAGUUUGAGUUUCAAAUUCCAACCAACUGUAUCAGAAAAGCUAGAAAUAAUUGUCUUGAUGUGGAAUUUUGUUGCACCCCACUCGAUUCAAUAGAUCUUCUUGCAAUAGUACAGAAGUAAGCAUAAGAAAAAUAUUCUAACGGUAGCCCAAAAACAACACAGAAGAAAUGAGGACCCAGUGGACGUUGUCGUUUUGUGGUUUGUUUCGUACAAAUCAAAAGGAGCUAUUUUAACUGAGUUGGAGCUGUUAGAGCAAAUUAAAAAGGGUAAAGGUUGGAUGAAAUCCAUGUAAAGUUUUUCAUUACACUUUUAAUAAUAAAUUAGCUUUUAAAUUUA
Molecule: messenger RNA, 2856 nt
Organism: Manihot esculenta (cassava)
Lineage: Eukaryota; Viridiplantae; Streptophyta; Magnoliopsida; Malpighiales; Euphorbiaceae
Product: G-type lectin S-receptor-like serine/threonine-protein kinase LECRK2
Exons: 1
Coding region: 101-2461 (786 amino acids)
Biological process (GO): protein phosphorylation; recognition of pollen
Molecular function (GO): protein serine/threonine kinase activity; ATP binding
Source: RefSeq, a predicted model, not a curated record